Molecule: messenger RNA, 11339 nt
Organism: Pecten maximus
Lineage: Eukaryota; Metazoa; Mollusca; Bivalvia; Pectinida; Pectinidae
Product: unconventional myosin-XVI-like
Exons: 43
Coding region: 149-6682 (2177 amino acids)
Cellular component (GO): myosin complex
Molecular function (GO): ATP binding; protein binding; cytoskeletal motor activity
Source: RefSeq, a predicted model, not a curated record
GUACAACAGUUAACUUUACGUUUCCGAAUGGUUUGUUUAUUAUUAGAAUAUUCACGGGUACCUAUCCAACCUGCGAAAAGCACACGUUUUCACAUGUGAUAGUGGGUACACAUGGUUUGGGAAUUCUGCUGGUGAAAUCCCAGUAACAAUGGCGGAGCUUAGCGAAGCCAUGCUCAGCAAGCUGUCAACACAGGAACGAAAAAAACUCAACCACCAAUUACGACAGACACAAGUGAAGAACUAUCUCACCUUUAUCAAAACAGAAAGAGAAAAUAAUAAAGGAAGCAUUAAACGAAAGAGAAAACCGAACAAAAGAAAUACCAGUGUCAAGUUUGGAGACAACGUUCUGUUGCAAGAUGCUGUGGAGAAUUUUGAUGACAGGGAAGUUCAAAGACUCCUUCAUAAAGGAAGUGAUGUGAAUUACGUGACGGGAAACAACACCUCACUCCUACAUAAGUGUGUUAGUGAGGACAAUCUGACAACGGCAGAAUUACUUUUGUCCCAGGGUGCUGACACAAACGCUCUGGAUGAUGAUGGAUGGUCUCCCUUACAUCAGGCAUGCUCAUGUGAACUCCCAGAGAUGGCGCAACUGCUUCUUAAUAAUGGAGCUGACCCUACAGCUUUAGAUGUUGAUGGAUUUUUCCCGUCAGACCUGGCCCCAGACGGGUCCGAGACCCAGCAGGCUGUACUAAAACAUAUGGAAAAAAUGGGAGUGACCGCUGACCAGAAGAAAGAGCUACAAUUGAAUACACCUAGACAGAUGUUUUCUGAUGUCCAGCUCCUUUUGACCACUGGCAGUGGUCUCAGCAAAUCGUCAGACCAUGGAAUCACCUUGCUGCACAUCGCGUGUGCGAAUGGAUACAGGAAGGUUGUUCGUUUGUUGCUGAAGAAGUAUGUAAAUGUUGACACACAAGAAAAUAUGGGCUGGACUUCCCUUCAUGUAGCUUCGCGAUAUAACCAGCUGGACAUAAUCAAACUGCUGUUAAAGGCUGGAGCGGAUCCAAAUUUGGUUAACAUUGAAGGCAAUAAGCCUUCAGCUGUCACAAACUCUAACGAAAUCCGAGCUCUCCUGAUGAAAGCAGAGAGAAAGCAAGAGACAAGAAUGCGAGACUCCGAGAUUGGUCCAGUAGAAGGGGAUGAUGACAUAUAUGAUGAAAUAGAUGGACCGGAGGAAAAUGGCAUAGCUGGCCUCGUCAGAAUUAACAGUAAAACUGUUAAAUCCAAACAUACCACACUAGCUAGAGAGGAUGGACUGUCGGAGGCACGGACACGCUUGGAGUUCCUCGAUGGAGAAAGUAGUUCUGACCCUCAGACAAAACCAGGAGCCUCUGGUAAUAUGUCAGAUACACAGGCAUUCAGUAAGCCAGAGCAAAAGUCCUUAGAUAAAGAAGAGGCAAAGCCGUCCAAUGAGGAGGAUGACGUUUACGAGGAAAUCUACAUCACAAAGAUUUGGCGAGGAUCCGACAAUAAACUUGGGAUUUUACCAGAGGUGUCCAGUACUGACAACAUGACAGAUUUGGCAGACAUUUCUGAGAGUACGAUUCUAAAGGAAAUCCAGCAGCGUUAUUCUAAAAACCAAAUCUACACCUUUAUUGGAGACGUGUUAAUUGCUGUUAACCCAUUCCAGGAAAUGUCGUGUUACUCAAAGUCUAUUUCUGCAAAAUAUCACAAAGAGCGUGAAAAGUUACCUCCCCAUGUGUAUGCAGUGGCUGAAAGGGCCCAUCAGUGUCUGAUGCGAGACCACAAUGCUCAGUGUUGUGUUAUCAGUGGAGAGAGUGGCGCGGGGAAGACGGAAACAUGUAAAUUUAUUGUACAACAUCUUUCGCGCAUUGCUGGCAGUGACGAGAGUAGUCUCAACAGUAAAAUCAACCAGGGAAAUGCUGUCCUCGAAGCGUUUGGGAAUGCCAGAACUGUCAUCAACACAAACUCUAGUAGAUAUGCCAAAUAUAUAGAGCUCUACUUCAACGACCUUGGAAAGAUAAUGGGAGCGAAAUUGUCGGAAUAUCUUUUGGAGAAGUCACGAGUGGUGUUCCAGAAUGAAGGGGAAUGUAACUACCACAUAUUCUACUGGAUGUUUUCGGGCCUCACACCGGAGGAGUCCACUUUCCUCAAACUCAAAUCAAUCACUUCUCAUAGGUACAUGCGCCACAAGGGGAUUGACCCGACAAGCCUCGUCAACUCGGAGAAUCAUGAGAAGUUCCUGGAACUGAAGGAAUGUCUGAAGUUCAUUGGGUUUACACAGGAUGACCUGGAGAAUAUAUUGUUGAUGCUGUCAACUGUCCUUCACCUUGGUGACAUUACCUUUACGACAGGAGGUAUGAAUGACAUGGCAGUCAUAGUUAACCCUGCACAAGUCGAACUCGUUUCCGAGUUGUUGAAGGUCUCUGCUGAGGAGCUUGGAUCAUCAUUUGUAUGUGACUACACAGUAACCAGGGGUGAGCAGAUUCGGAAGGAGAGAACUCUUCAACAGGCCAGCGACUGUCGCGAUGCUUUGGCCAAGUCUAUUUAUAGCCGAAUGUUUAGUUGGAUAGUCAAUGGUAUAAAUCAGAUGAUCCAACCAAUGGUUCCGAGGGAGGAUCCAUUACUUGUGGGUAUCCUGGAUAUUUUUGGGUUUGAAAAUUUUUCCAGGAACAGUUUUGAACAGGUGUGUAUAAAUCUGGCCAAUGAACAGAUGCAAAAUUACACCAAUGAACACAUCUUUUACAAAGAACAACAGGACUGUCUACAAGAAGGCGUCCCAUUGGUGGAUUUUGACUACAAGAGUAACCAGUCUGUUCUGGAUACUUUCUUUGAGAAACACACUGGAAUCUUGGCUAUUUUGGAUGAAGAAAGUUCAUUCCCCAAGGCAACAGAUCGUUCCUUGGCAACCAAGCUUCACCAGGGUCCAGGAAAAAAGUUCCGAGAUGUAUACAAGUCACCUAAAAACAUGGGAGCGGUGUUCACAGUGGUACAUUAUGCUGGUGCUGUGUCCUACGACCUGCUGGGAUUCCUGGACAAGAACCGAGACACCUUACCGAAUGCUGUCACAUACAUAUUGAAAACUAGUGAGAGUCUGCUCAUCAAGGAUCUGUUCCAGUCCCGUGUGACCAGGACAGGGUCCCUAGCUCCAAGUGGCCGACAGCAGAGGUCACGAAGGGGCACAACUGUCAAGUCUCCAUUUGAAUUCUUCAAGAAAAUGAAAGGAGGGAAAACAGACAAGAAACCCAGAGGUCCGAUGAUGUCUGUCGAGAGAAAGGGACCAGCGACUAUGGCAUAUCACUUCAAGAAUUCUCUUAAUGAUCUGAUGACCAAGAUCCAGUCAGCUAAACCACAAAUCAUCCGAUGUAUUCGUCCAAACACCACAAAGACUGCCAUGUUGUUUGUCCCAGAGUAUGCUCUCGCCCAGCUGCGGUAUACUGGAAUCGCAGAAACAAUCAAAAUUAAAAAAUUUGGUUAUUCCAUGAGAAUCCGAUUCCACGACUUCUUAUUGAGGUACCACACCCUGACAGUCUGUCUCCUGCCACAACACAGUAUGAUACCAGACCUGGACAAAUGUAAACACAUCUUACUUUGGUGUCAACUGUCAGAGGCCAAGGACAAGUACAAGAUCGGAAAAACAAAGCUAUUCAUGUGUGAACGACACUGUACCCGUCUGGAGGAGGGGGAGGUAACUCUCCGAAGGAGAGUGACCAUCGCACAAGCAGUUGUGCGUGGAUUCCUUGCCAGAAGAGGGUUUAAAACACUCAAAAUACAAAUCCAGCAGAAACAGGAAAUGGAAAUUUCCACCUUCUGCCACCAGAUGGCACUCCAUCAAGAUCAACUGUUGUCAUGGUUACAAAUUAUUAACACUGAGGAUGACAAGAGACAGCAGCAGAAGCUGAAAACUGAUGAAGUUCGAGAGAUAUGCAAAUCCCUAGAGGAGCUAGACGACUUGCUUGAUGUGUACGAUGACUUCAAUGCUGUGCGUGAUGAGACGGAGGAAGUCUUCAUAGACAAAGAUCUCAAUGACUACGACUUCACAUUUCCAAGGCCUGAACAAGCCGCAGCUGACGACGAGGACGAUAUGAAUGGCCAUGUACAGUAUCGGGGCCUGCCUCCCCCACCUCACGGAGAUUUCAUCUGUGACUCAGGGAACCCACCCCCCUGCCCCAGGGAUCUGUACUCACAGUCACAGAUCUAUGACACAAUACCCGCUAAUCAGGGAGAGUAUGGAAGUCAGAGACGUAAUGCCCCAGCUCCACCCAGACGGAGUCCUAGUACCCGCCUCAGCACCGGUAGCAGGCAGACUUCCUCGUCUUCCAGUGGAAUCUACGAUGACACAGCCCUGUACAUGGAGGACAGCCAUCAUAGUCCACAGCAUCAGGCACAGCCCCCACAUCCACCGAUUAACAUCCCACCCCUACAGAUGUCACCACGGCUACAGAAGAAAAUGGCGGCCAGUCCCUUGGUCAGCCCUCGUAGUCCAAACAAUCAGAACCCAAACAAGCCGUUCUCUUACAUAGUAAAUCUACCCGGUUCACCGAAAACGCAUCGUAGAUCAAGUGAUGGGAAGUACUAUGAUGUUCCGGAUGUGUCGCCACCUGGUGAUCCGACAUAUGAGCCAAUCGGACCUCAUCCAUAUACACAGGUCGAUAAACACAAAGCUCCAAGUAGUGGGCAGUAUGGUGCUCCAGCCUCACCAGGUCACCAGAGUCCAAACUACUACAGCCAAGGUCAAGGUCAUCCUGCGACUCCUGCAUCACCAGGUCACCAAAGUCAAGGUUACUUUGGUCAAGGACUUCCUGCCAGUAACGGCAGCCAGUAUGGUGCUCCUGCUUCACCAGGUCACCAAGGGCACUAUGGACAAGGUCAAGGUCAAUACACACCUCAAGGUCAACACCAUGGACAACUGCCAGCUAUGCAACAGCCUUCAUAUUCACCAUCACACCGAACGGCAUCUCCUCCACCACUGCCAAAGGUUGGCCCCGGGUCAGCCCCUCAUAGUCCAAAGUUACAGAGACAAUCUUCACUAACAAGAAAGAAUGAAAAAGUGGCUUCUCCCAUAAUGUCACGCCAGCAAACAGACCCAAGGGUCACAACCCCGGACCCUGGUGCUACACACAUGGACAGUGUGCCAAAGUCUGAAAGUCAAAGGCCUGGACAUGGCCCGCCCAGUUUCCCUGCGCCCCCUCCUCCGUUACCAGUGGCAGCACGGUUUGUGGCGGCUACUCUGGAAAAUAAUCGACCCCCUUCCCCACCGUUACCCCCUCCUCCUCCAGAAAUGAUAUCAGAUUCCUCUCCACACACCACACCACACAAAGUUCCCCCACCUGUAAUUCCACCUUCAGUUCCCAAAGUGGCAAACCCACCCCCUCCUCCACCACCACCAAUAUCAAAGAUUCCCGGAAGACCUCAGAUUUCUUCAUUUGAAAUUGGGAAAAAACAACCCAAAGCAGAUGAAUCACAUGACCAAGGCAAUAGAAAGCAGCCCCAGCAUACCAUGCCCCUUCCUGGUCAGGCUGUCAGACCGAACCAACAGAAACAGCAGCAGUUACAGGGCAAGAACCUGGUAGAGGAGCUCAGUAAAGUUACACUACGGACAGUUCAACAACAGAACAGUCCUCAGCAACCUGAACCACAGCCAGUCGUAGAGGAACCUAGGGUCAAACCCAGCCCACCCAAACCUCCAGAAAAAUCAAAACCUACACCAGAAAAAGAAUCUGAUCCUGCUGCAGCCUUUUUACCAAAAUUGAAAUCAACAGGUGCCAAGCCGUGGGAGAAAGGUCAGAACGUGCCACACCCACAAAUGGAUGAUGAUGAUCUGCCCCCUCCUCCACCACCGCCCAUGGAUGAGGACUUCCUGCCCCCUCCUCCCCCACCCCCAGGGGUUUCCCCCAACAUGGAGCUCUACCAGACAGGGGGUCAACAGAGAUACAAAAAAGAUUCAAGUCCUGACCCAGAGCGAAAACCUGACUCUGGCAUAGGUAGCAAUUCCAGUCUUUCCAGUAUGGAAAUAGACUUGGACGAUAUAGACUUCAGCCAAAUUCCAGGGUAUACCCCAAUCAAUGCUUCCAUACCCAACUGGAAAAGAGAUAUGGUGGAGAAGAAAAAUAGAGAAAAAUUAGAGGAGUAUUUGAAUGAAAUGAGAAGGCGGAAAGCUGAAGAAGAAAAAUGGAAAAAUGUACCAGAAUGGAAGAGAAAAUUAUUACUUGAAAAAGAAAAAACAAAAAGAGAAGAGGAUGAAAUGAAAACAAGUGCAGCAAUAAGGGAACAAGAAGAGAGAAGAAGAAAAGCAAAAGAGAAAAAGAAGAUUCGGAUUCUCUCCGAUGCGGAGAUCUUGGAAAGAACAAAUGCAAAGAUCAGUCCUGAACAACCACCCGUCACUCUGGUUAAGGAGGUAAAGCCUAUUGUUGCAUCACCAGAAAAGGAGGUCAAGGUCGUUAAGCCUAGUUCACAAUCCAUCAGUCCCGACCCUCCUCCUCCUCCAAUCACACCGGUAAAGGAGAAAAAGACGUCUAUUGUUUCACCUGAUGGAAUUCAAAAGGAGGAAGAACAGAGAAGGAAGGACGAGAAGAGGCAGCAGAUAGCAGAGGAACGAAUGAUGGAGGAAGACGAUGCUUCUGUACCAGCGUGGAAACGGGAAAUCAUGAACAAACGUGGAGGUGCACCUCGAAACUGGGGCGAUGAACGGGAAGAAGCAAAUGAAGAAAUGCAAGAACAAUGAACCAUUAUUAUACAAUGAUUAUUUAUAUAAAAACAAUAUGUACAAUCUUUACAGCCUCAGCCACUGUUACUGUGAAAUGUCACAUUUGCUGUGACUUACGUGUCAGAUACAAAGCCAGAUUUGUAAGGCGGAAACAACAUCGUCCUGUGGAUAGCUGUAUAUUUAGGGUGAAAUCAAAAUCUGAUGAGAACAGAAUUGAUGUACAGCGUCGUCAGUUAGAUAUCCUUGCAACUUUGUGUACAGACUCUUAUGUCAAACAGUUUUGCUUAGAACGUGUCAAUGUAUGAAGUUGUACAAUAGGUUUAAAAUAUACUUUUAACAUUCUCACAGUUGCUUCAAUGGAAUAUCAGCGACCAUUCAAAAGUUUUCCUGUAUCAGGUAGUUCUCAGCUUUACAAAUACACCAGAAAUUGUACCAACCUAAAAUGAUGUAUAUUUUUUUGUAUAUAAGCUUUUUGCUCUUUCUCUAUACAACCCUAAAGUCUGGGUGUUACCUACUUUUACUGUCUACCAGUAAUUAAUUAGAAAAAUAAAAUCAGAACUUGGAUUCAUGUAAUGAACUACUAUUUCAUUAACAUGUUUGAGUGUGGUAUAAAAUCAGUACCUGCAACAGUGGCCAGAUUUAUUUUUGUAAAAGGUAAGGAUGAUUUAGAUCUGUGGCAUUCAAGUAUUACAUUGUAUAUCAAAUGAAAUAUACAUGUAUAUAGCAGUGGAUAUCUGUAGUGUAACAGUUCAGGGUUAUGUAAUAGUUCUAACUUAAUGACGUACUAGUAGUUGCCAUAUUAUCCUGUCCUGAUAAAAUGUUGAUAUGGACUGAAGUUGACAAUAGACAUCCCUUAAAAUGAGAACAAAAACGAAAUAAAGGGAGAUAAUCAGAAUUAGAUUGAUUUAUUUCUGUAAUAUACUGUAACAUGUGCAUAUUGAGAUAUUUUUAAUAUUUUGUUAUCCCAAAAAAGCUGAAAUGCCAUCUUCAGUAUUAUGUAUUUUGAAUUUUAUUCUGGGAAAGGCCCAUUUAAAAGAAGGGACAUUUACAUCACCUAUCAAACUUCUUCUCGGUCUCUUCCUUUGGGGUCCGUGGCUCCAAGCACGCACUUGUAGUCAUAUCUAGUUAAGCCAUUUUCGUCAAUAUGAUACAAGGUUUGAGCCGAUUAUUGCUGAAGUCAGAACAUAUUUUUCAGGAAUAUUGUCGGAGACAUAUUGCUUUAUGACUAUAUAUGUGUACAUUUACAUACACAUGAGGUGAAUGUUAUUUCUUUUGUGAAUAACUGGAAGACAUUUGUCGAAAAAAAAAAUUUUGAAAGGAAAGAGUUACAUUGUUGUUUUAUAUAUCUAAAAAUAGCAUCACUUGAAUCGACUCUGUAUGUAUUUAUGUUAUGGACGCAAAGCUUUUUUUAUUUGUGAUAUUUUUGCUUUGAUAUUUAUCCGAAAGAUCUGUUGUACUUGUGGUUUGUACGUAAAUACCAAUAGUAUGUUUGUAAUACCAUGGUUUACUGAACAAUCAGAACAGAGUGUACGUACAACGUAUAGUAUAGUAUGAAGAUUAUCAAUCUUUAUAUUAAAGAAUUAAAGUUGAUAGAUUGUAACCAGCUUGCAUUUUUACAAGAUAUCUUCUCUUUAAUCACUACUUAUAUAAUUGGAUAUUUCUAUUUUAAUACUCAACAGUUCCGUGAACAAUACAACAUUCAUUUUUAUGUAUUUUUUUUCUGCGGUUGAAACAGAAGCCAUAGAAUUGCUAUGAUUAAACAUCUGCAUUUGUUGUUGUUUUAAAAUCAUAAAUGAAAUAGCUCAAGCAGAUUGAGAUAUAUACUACAAGAGAUUAUAUAAAUGUGUGUUUUUGUAAGGUUUUUGUCAAGAGGCUAGUUGAAAAAAAAAUCAGAAAAAAUAGAUUUGUUGUACGAGAAAUAUUUCGUACUACCGGUAAAUAUUAUGAGCUGUAGAUCAUGCAUACAAUUCAAUGUACAUUUCAUCCUGUGUUUUAUCUCGUCAUCAUUAUCAGAUAUCCAUACCGUUUUAUGUAUGCAUGUUGCAGGGUGCUAACAGGCUAAUAAGUGAGUGGCUUUAUAGACUUUUUGUGUUUCACAUCUGCUUUUGAAAAGAUUGUUUUGUGAAUAUGAAUUAAAGGUAUAAAGAUUUAUCUGAAAAUUAUAAUACUCUUUUAUCUUUCUGCUUUUCUUUAAUCUCCAAAAUGUUCAAACUGCAAUUUCCUCAUGCUUAAUAUCUUAACAAUAUUGAAUUUUUUGUCGAUCAAUAUUUGUUAUAUUUGUGUUUUAGUUGAACUACACAUUCAAUACUCGAUUGGUUUUCUAUUUUCUGAAUAUCAAAAUUUAAAGUUAAAAUAUGAUGAACUCAUAAGUAAAUACUUUGUUGACAAUUAGAAUUUUAUUUGAGGAGUACGUGUACCAAGAAAGUUUAGUAUCUAUUCUGUUUUCUGCUUUGUCCUCAAACAAAAUUGGAUUAAAAAAUUGGGUAAUUAUUUUAUUUUAAUAUAAAGGGGCGUGCUAUCCAUUAAGGAGAAAAGCAUGCAUUUGGACCUGAUAAAGAUAUACUAGGGUGUAGAGAAACUAUAUGGUAUGAUCCAGGUGCAUUUUCUAAGUAUUAUUUUAUUUUAUCAAAGUAUUAUAGAAAACAACACAAAAUAGACUGACAUUUCUGAGACUUCUAUUAUAAUGUAGUGUUAAGACAAUCUUCAUGAGAGUGGAAAUGUGCAAUAUGUGUAGCUUGCUUGAAACCAGAUACAAUGUCUAACAUUAAAAUGUCCUGACAUUACAUUAUGUACAAUGUCAUUCGUUACAUGGCUGAUAUUACAAUGUCCUACAUUACAAUAGCUGACAUUGACAUUUCCUGACAUUACAAUAGCCGACAUUGACAUUUCCUGACAUCACAAUAUAUAGCUGACAUUGAAAUUUCCUGACAUUAUAAUUCCCUACAUCACAAUAGCUGACAUUGAAAUUUCCUGACAUCACAAUAGCUGACAUUGAAAUUUCCUGACAUCACAAUAGCUGACAUUGAAAUUUCCUGACAUUAUAAUAAUUCCCUACAUUACAAUGGUCUACAUUAAAAUUUCCUCACAUUACAAUUUCCUACAUUGCAAUGCCCUGUAGAGAACAACGAGCUAUAACAAUAGUCAUAAUAUUUACAAAAUACAGCGAUACAUAAUAUGUAGUAUUGUGCAGCUUUACGUUUCUCCCUAUUUCAUUUGUCAUGUAUUAAGGAUUUCGGUAUUAUUUUACAUGUAUAAUGUAUAUUACCAGCUUUUAAGGCUUUCUUCACAAGCAAGCAAUGCUUUUCUUUCUAAUUUAUUCUUUUGUACAAGUAUAUUUUGUUUCAAAUCUUUAUUUAAAUAUCUAAAACCAUAAAAUGUUCACAUGUGAAAUUGAUAUCAAUAUUUCUGGAUUAUAUCUAUAAUAAAUAACAUGCUUAAAAUUGUAAGAUAUCAUUUAACAUGUUAUAUAAAUCUUUAUUGAUUUAACUACGAAAAUUUGAUUUGUUACAAUGUAUUAAACAAAUUAACUUGAUAAAGCCUAGCAGUGGCCAGUUAUAUUAAGGAUCUAUGCUAUGUUACCUGAACAUGUAUUUCGUUUAAAAUUGUUCCACACAGUUACGAUUCCAAAUCGUAGGAACUGCAAUAUGGGAAGGAACUUCUGUAAAACCUCGUAAUUUUGCCACAAUUUCUCCAGGGCAAUGUACCGGUAUACAUAAUUGAGUAUAGAUUCACAAUAGCAUAAUAAUCCUCAAAUAUGCCUCCUCCUCUAGUGUAAAUCAUGAUAUCAUAUUUAUCCUCAAAUAAGCCCCCUCCCCUAGUUUAAAAGUCUAGUUCUUUAUAUUAAAGUUUGGGAAGAUCUUAUUUGUGAGCCACUUUUAGCUAACUAUUUCAAGAUUUAUGAUUCUGCCAAAAUGAAGAAAGGGCUUAUUUGCAGAUAAAUACAAUAUAUCUAAGAUGUGAAAAGGAAAGACUUCAACAUUAAAAUAAAUUGAUGGUCAUUUUUUUUUAAACAAAGGACAUCAUAUCGAGGUUUUAAUGUAAAAACUGUAAAAGAAGCACAUGUCUGGUAGCAUAUCUCCUUAAGUGUGAUACAUCAUCUGUUUAUGUGUUUUUAACAUUACAUAAAUAACAGUAGUUGUACAGUACAAAUAGCACUAUAUCUGAGAUGGGACAUUUUUAUCUCGACCCCAUCAACAAUCCAUAAUUCAGGCCAAAAAAAUGUUAAAUUCAAUGUUAACACUAUUCUUGAUACAAAUACAUUGUGUUUGAUUCCAAGUAUAUCUAUUAUAAAUUUGGUUUUAUAUCAGUCUUUUGUGAUUUGGGGUAAUUCAUAAUCAUUACAAAUCAACUCUGACCUCUUUGAUAUUGAAGUUCUUAGUUUAGUCACAGGUUUACCACCUACACGACUCUGCCUAUUACUAGGUUUUGUCUCACCGACCAUAGUCAGUGUUCUGUCAGCAUUAGACUAGACUUCUGUAUUAUAUGACUAAGAUAUGCUUCUCAUGACUGUACAACUACUGGAGAGAGAUCACUGUUGGCAUGUUAGAUCUAUGCGCAUUCUCUAUUAGUAUAGUACUUGUACCCGUAUAGCUGUUGAGGUAAAUGAGAGAUGGCAUCGUCUCUGUGCAAGAAUGCCCGUGAUGCAUUUUCGUAAAUAAACAAAAUCCAUUAGAGA